AUGUCACAAAAGGGUGGACGCAGCACCACUUUGAUGGGUUUUGUCAAGGAAUUGGUUGGAAACUAUCUUGAUAUCAAGAAGUUGGCAGUUGAUGAUGAUGAUGGAUGGGAUACCGACCCUGACUUUGUCAACGACAACAACAUUGAUAACUCAAAGACAACAACAAAGGGAGUUGCAGGUUCGAGUGCUGCUGAUGCAGGAAGAGAUCUGGUGCAAAAGUCUGCACCAGUAGAUAAGGUACCGCAGGCGCCGUCUAGGGUGAUAGCAGAACCGCCGCGAAAGAAUCCGGCGGUAUACAUUGGCGGAGGUAUUGCCACGACACCCUCGCCAAAGCCUGCUGCCAAGCCUUCGGCAUCAGUCGCCUACAAGAAGCCUGCUGCCACGCCCUACAAGCCAGCACCAGUCGCCUUCCAAUCGGAGCCUGAGCCCGAGUACCAGGCACCCGCUCCCGCUGCCCCACGCACAGCACCCGUGCCAGCCGGCAGGGUUGCGCCAUCGCCCGUCAAAUUCACACCAGAGCCCGCUGCUCCCGCUCCCAAGGCUGCCCCAGCCCCUCCAGUCAAGGCCACUCCACCUGCACCCGUCAAGUUCACUCCCGCUCCCACCCCAGUCAAGACCGCGCCACCCGCUCCAGCCAAGUUCACUCCAGAGGUUGUCAAGGCCACUCCAGCUGCCGCCCCAGCCCCAGCCAAGAAGCCACCUCCCCCUCCAAAGAGAGUGGUCGUGCCCGAGCCAGAGCCAGAGCCCGAGCCCGAGCCACAACAGGAAUACUACGAUGAGCAACAGUCUUACGAUCAGCAAGGCUAUGACCAGCAGGGAUAUGACCAACAGGGAUACGACCAGCAGCAGGGAUACGAUGAUCAAUCAUACGACCAGCAAGGAUAUGAUCAGCAGGGAUACGACCAACAGGGAUACGAUCAAUCAUACGACGAUCAACAGCACGCUGGCGGCGAUGCCAGUGGCUAUCCUCAGGCCAAGGCCUUGUACGACUAUGAGGCCGCGCAAGAGGGCGAUCUGUCCUUCUACGCUGGAGACAUCAUCAGCAUCCACGAUCAGUCCGAUGCCAAUGGCUGGUGGGUUGGCGAGUGCCAGGGCUUCACAGGCACCUUCCCAUCAACCUUUGUCCAACUGGUCUAG
Molecule: messenger RNA, 1137 nt
Organism: Acytostelium subglobosum LB1
Lineage: Eukaryota; Evosea; Eumycetozoa; Acytosteliales; Acytosteliaceae
Exons: 4
Coding region: 1-1137 (378 amino acids)
Molecular function (GO): protein binding
Source: RefSeq, a predicted model, not a curated record